Fusarium oxysporum Fo47 is the source of this 1788-nucleotide messenger RNA. Its product is annotated as thiamine diphosphate-binding protein. The transcript has a single exon. Lineage: Eukaryota; Fungi; Ascomycota; Sordariomycetes; Hypocreales; Nectriaceae. Gene Ontology annotation, molecular function: magnesium ion binding; carboxy-lyase activity; thiamine pyrophosphate binding. The record is from RefSeq and is a predicted model, not a curated record. The coding region runs from base 61 to 1758 and encodes 565 amino acids.
AAUAAUCGCGCCCUCGGAGUCAGCAACAGACUCCGGCGACCAUCUCACACCACAUUUGCCAUGUCGCCUUUCACCGUGGGUGACUACCUCGCAGAGAGGAUUGCCCAACUCGAUGUUCGUCAUCACUUCAUUGUUCCAGGAGAUUAUAACCUCAUCCUCCUUGACAAACUUGAAGCGCAUCCAUCCUUGGCUGAGAUCGGGUGCACCAAUGAACUUAACUGCUCCCUCGCCGCCGAGGGCUAUGCCCGUGGCCAUGGAAUUGGUGUUUGCAUCGUGACCUACAGUGUUGGUGCCUUCUCAGCCUUCAAUGGCGUAGGCAGCGCUUAUGCUGAGAACCUGCCUGUCAUACUCAUCAGCGGAUCUCCCAAUACCAACGAUGUGAGCCAGCAUAUACUGCAUCACACUCUGGGGGAAUAUGACACAACUUAUCAGCUUGAGAUGGCUAAGAAGAUCACUUGCUGCGCUGUACGCAUUCGUCAAGCUCCCCAUGCUCCUGAGCUCAUCGACCGAGCUAUCCGAGCUGCUCUCACACACCGAAAGCCCGUCUAUAUCGAAGUGCCAACCAACUUGGCUGGCGAAACGUGUCUCCGUCCUGGGCCCAUCAGCUCUGUAGUCUCAGCUGUGCCAAGCGAUCAGCAUUCACUCGACGUUGCUGUGGCCAAGGCAUCUGAUUUCAUCAGCUCCAGGCAGAAGUGUGUCAUUCUUGCGGGGCCAAAAGUUCGAAGGGCAAUGGCGCAAGACGCCCUGCGUCAGUUGGCGGAGGCGAUUGGAUGUGCUGUUGUGCUACAGCCUGCUGCAAAAGGCACAUUUCCUGAAGAUCACGCUCAAUUCGCCGGCAUCUUUUGGGGCCAGGUCAGCACGCUUGCAGCUGACACAAUCGUCAACUGGGCAGAUGUCAUCAUUUGUGUCGGUGCCAUCUUUACAGAUUACAGCACCGUUGGAUGGACGGCAUUACCCAGUGUUCCCCAACUGCUUGUCGAUAUCGAUAGUGUGACUGUGGCGUCUAAGCUAUACUGCAGUAAUGUUCAGAUGAGUGAGUUCUUGACCAGGCUUGCAGAAACAGUCUGCUGGAACGACACUACUAUGGUCGAGUACAACCGACUCCGCCCUGAUCCAACCUUGGGGGAGCCCUCUUGCGGUCCCGAGAGAUUGACGAGGAAGGAGAUUGCUCGACAGACACAGGUUUUGAUACGCCUCAAUCCUCAGACGGUCGUGUUUGCUGACACUGGAGAUUCGUGGUUCAACAGCCUUAAGCUGAGCCUCCCAUUCGGAGCUGAUUUCGAAAUCGAGAUGCAGUGGGGUCAUAUUGGAUGGUCCAUCCCCGCCUCUUUCGGCUAUGCCCUUGCCAGGCCUCGGAAGAGGAUCGUGGUCAUGGUCGGCGACGGAGCGUUUCAGAUGACAGCUCAGGAGGUAUCACAAAUGGUUCGCUUCCGAGUGCCCAUCAUCAUACUCCUUAUGAACAACAAAGGCUACACUAUCGAGGUGGAGAUUCAUGAUGGACUCUAUAACCGCGUUCAGAACUGGGAUUACGCACGCCUGGUCCAGGCAUUUGGCACUGACAAUGAGAAGGGACACGCACUUGGUCUGGAGGCCCAUACUUGUGAGGAGUUCUCCAAGGGUCUUGAACGGGCCAUGGCGCACAGAAAUGGCCCGACGCUUAUUGACUGCAACCUUCAUCAGGAUGACUGUAGCAGAGAGCUAAUUACCUGGGGGCAUUUUGUGGCGGCUGCCAAUGCGCGAGUGCCGAAAAAGGAAUAGCACUCACUGGGAGCCACAGGUCUAGCACAG